Messenger RNA from Symbiodinium pilosum, 6441 nucleotides. The record is from the annotation of a GenBank genome assembly. Lineage: Eukaryota; Dinophyceae; Suessiales; Symbiodiniaceae.
AUGGUGCACAUUCCGGAGGUGAAUGAGGUCGGUGAGAUGAGUCAGUGUGCAUCUUGUGCUAGACACGUGUCAUGCUUUGCCUAUGUAUGGUUCACAUCACAGCUUAUCAAGAACAAGACUCAGCAUGCCAUCUCCGGCAACGGAAGAGGCAGCCAGAAAGGCAAGACAAGCAGAUAUAGCCAACCACCACUCACGGUUCAAGAGCGAGAAGAGUUGUUCCUCGAAGAUGUCAGGAAUUCAAUCCCUGAGGCGGGGAAGCAAAGGAUGUUACCUGUUCUGCAGCAAUCUGAGUGGGAUGCGACCAUCAAGCCCCACGGUGAUUUGGAUGGCACGGGAGGGAUCAGCAUAGUGCCCAAGGAGAUGGUGCCAAUAGUCAUGCGCAAUGUAGGCUACACGUUGGCGCCCACAGCCAUGCUCACCACGCAACCCCCUAGUGGGCUUGGGUUGCGAGGAUACCCAAGCAUGCAAGUGCAGUGCACCAUCAACGUUCUAGAGGAUGAGGGCACCAGGAAAGCUGUUCUAGUCAACCGGCAUCUGAUCCAGAUAGGGUUUGGCCCAGAAGUCCAUCAGACAGCGCUUGGCGAUCAGGUGAGCGUGCCCAUACCCAUUAAUGGAAGCACAAUAUCCAAGCUCCUUGAGAGGCACGUUGAUCCAGCGGCUUAUGAAGCCAUGACGGUGCGAAUGGACAACAGCGCCACAGUCAUGAUACAUGAGUCCGCGGUUGAGGCGAUCCUUAAGGCAUCCGGCAAGGACGGCAUCUACUACAAGUUGCAUGCGUCCAGCAGCUACGUGGGCGAGCUCCAUUUGCUCUGGCUGCCCACGCAAACAACAUUGGAUGAAGCCGUGCACCUUGCCGAUUCCGAACCGGACAGCUUCGGCGUCGUGGUGAAGAACGCAAAGGUUGACCCACGAUUUGCCAUCCGAUUCUUCAAGGAGCUGGCUCUCCAACACUGUGCCAAGCGCAACAACUUGGAGGACACUACGGCCUACAGCAGGUGGCGCCUCAGCGGCCUGCCACUUCACACUGGGGCAGCGGGAGCCUUGGCUUUGCUCCCAACACGUGGUUGGGACGUAGUGGAGAUCCUCUUCUUCAACGCGGAAAAGUGCGACUACUUGGCUAGCAAAGCGGGGGAUUGCAAUCCCAUGUACUACCAGCUUCCCGGUGGUCACAAGAAGCAGUUGCAGCUCAAGGCCUUGAACGCGCUAGCCAAGAAGCCGGUCGCGGACCACAACCGCCAGCAGCGUGCAGCGAGCAAGGCCGCAGCAAGUACAACCCGCUCAACUAGGCCUUUGGAGGCACAACGACGUAGGGAGUGGCUAGCACAGCAUGUACCCAAGAUGCCUAUCAUACCUGGCCCACCUCCGGACGCAGUCCUCCAGCAGCCGGCCCCUACUACACCGACCAACGCAGGCGGCAGAACGGACACCCAGGAGAAGAGGGAACGAGAAGCAGCACCCGGCAAUUCGCGCUGCCAGUGUGGACCUGCGAAGGUAGGCCCACAACGCCACAGCUGGCAUUUGGCCAGCAAGCUUCGCAACCGCAAAAUGCGGGCUUUGCACGGCAACACUGCCGCCGAUGCGCAAACGUGCAGUUGGAAGGCAAACCACAAGCUAAUGAACCACACGGUGCUCGCCAUAGGUGGCAUCAACGUUGGAGGUUUUUCCGACUCGCCCAAAUGGGAAGCUAUCAAGGAGAUGCCUCACAACGUCCUUGUGCUGACCGAGACACACAUACAAACGCAUCUUGUCAAAUCCUACCCCUACAAUUUCCCCAACUACUUCACAUUUUGGAGCCCUGGCGAGGAGCAAAAGUACUACAACGGCAUUGGCUUGCUUGUUCGAAGGAGCAAAUGCUGGGCGGCCACACAACUCACGUGGAAACCAGAGGAUGCAUGUCAUCGUUUUUGGCAGGACAGCAGGCUGCUUGCUGCGCAGCUAUGGCUAGGACAGGGCGGCACCACGAUAUUACUGUAUGGUGUGUAUGGUCCCAGUGGGGCGCGCUGGGAGCGUGCCAAAAGACAGUAUUUCAACGCCAUGAUGCAGGCCAUUGCUGAGGACAUUGCGGCGCGCGGGGACAUGCCUAGCUUUGUCAUUGGCGACUUCAAUAUGGUCAUUAAUGAUAGUCACCUUUUGCAGCAGCUCUUGCGCAAUGGUGGGUGGUUUGACUGUCGCAGACUUGGUUCGGAGGACAUGCGACGGGCCAACACUUGUCAUGUGCAAGGGGGGUCCCAGAUAGACCACAUCUUCGCCUCCCGCUCAGCUUACGACCAAGCAUUUGGCUACAAGGUGCGCAAACACGUUGAGUUCAAGAGCCAUUCCAUGGUUGAGAUUGCCCUUCAAGUACCUCUUGCGGCGCAAACGCGUACUACUUUGAGGAAUGUUUGCAAAAUACCUCCGCGUGCUCCUCCUGUACAUGAGCAUCAUUUGGUGUACAACACGCAGUUGGGCAGGGGUUUUUGGCAAGCUUUGGCGCAGAAUGAUCUUGACAAGGCGUAUCAACUCUGGUGUGAGGAGACAGAGCGUAUACUCAUUAGCGUUGCCAACAAGCAAGGGCACCAUGUGCUACCUGGUGCUGUUAAACGUGGUAAUGUGGUUUUCCAUGAGCAGCGCCGGUUUCCACGCACAGUCCAAGAAAGUGCUUCCACGUUGCUUACAAGAAGUAUCUGGAAAGCUCUUUGUAGGGCACGCGAGGUUGCUAAAGCCACCCCCGGUUUUCGUCGUGACAAGACCUGGGAAGCAACUAGCAAGCUCCUCAAGCACAUACCACGGUCUGAUGCGGAUGAACUUCGUCCACUUCUUGGCCAACCUGCAAGCAUUGAAGCGGCCAAUGCUGUUGUGGAUGCCCUCAACAAGCUCUUGGAGAAACAACAUCGCCAAGAUCGUUUUGCUCGCCUCAAUGCGUGGAAGAAGAGAAUGCGUAACAACGACAAUGAGUGCUAUGGAUGGCUACGCAGCAAGGCUCGUCAAGAACCUGUUCGUGUCACAGUUACUGCGGCUGGAGCGACAGCGGACACGCAGGCGCGCCUAAAUGCGAUCAAAUCCGUGUGGGAGCGUAUCUACAUGCGUCACCAACAUGGAGAACCCAAGUUGGUCAAUUUCAUGCAGAAGUACGGGGCGACCCUGAACCGUAAAGUUCUAGACCUACCGCCUCUACACGAAGAUGACAUGAUGACGACUAUUUUGGAGGCCAAACCCACUUCGGCGGGAAUGGAUGGCAUUAUGCCGGUUGAGCUACGUCACUUGGCACAAUGGUGUCCAACGCAUAUACGUGCACUCACAGCGCUCCUGCGGAAGGUUGAGGACACAGGCAAGUGGCCGAGUGUGGCUACAUGCGGCGCAGUGGCUUUCGUGGCAAAAGAUCCAGCCCAGGUCGAUCCUCAAGCUGGAGAUUUCCGACCUAUCACUAUUUUGGCUUCGGUGUAUAGGGCAUGGGCCUCAUGCCGCCAAAAGCAGUUAGCACAAAAAUGGGUCCCGCACUGGCAAGAUCCUGGCACAUACGGACUUCCUGGAGGAUGCGCUGCAGACGUAUUGGCCUACGAAACCUGCGCUCAGGUUAUACAAGCAGCCAACGAGGGCCAGGUGGCAGCAGGGUUGAGCUACGACUUGCGCAAGUGCUUCGACACGGGUCCCAUCAACUUGUCCCUGGAUAUUUUCAGGCAGAGGGGUGCCGACAGUGGAGUGCUUAGAGCGUUGACGGGUUUCUACGAUGCUCACCACAAGUAUUUCAAGAUCGAUGGUUUCUACGCCAAAAAGUUCACGGCGGCAAACGGCAUCCUUCAGGGGUGCCCGUUGAGCAUGCUGCUGCUGGUUUCCAUGGUGAUGACUUGGUUAGAGGCAGUCCGCGACAGAGUGCCGACCGCAACGCCUAAAUCAUUUGCAAAUGAUUUGUCAGUGGUUGACCAAAGCCAAAGCUUGCAGCAAGUGAAACACAAUCUUCGGUUGCUACAUGACACCACGUGCGAGUUCACUCAGGCAACCGGCGCGCAGAUCAACAACGACAAGAGCUUCGUAUUUGGUUCCAAGAGUGUUCAAGGGUCGGUUCCUGACUUGCCCAACUACAAGCACACAUUCCGCUUGGUGGGAGGAAGCGUUAAGCUAUCUGCAGGGCAAAGCUGGACGCCUCUUGAACGGGAACGUGGCGAGCGAUGGGUCCAAACAGUCAGACAGGUACGUAGACUCCCUGUGGGCUGGUUUGCCAAGGUCAAGAUUCUUCGCAGCACUGUACCUAAGCUGACCUUUGGGCAGGGCACGCACACACUUCCAGUAGCCAGAGACUAUAUGCGUCACCUUCGUGCUGAGAUGGUCCGAUCGUUAUUCAACAUGAAUGACUACUCGUUGUCUCCGCAGACGGUUUUCACAUUACUGGCUCCUCCGGCGUUGGAACCUGCGUUCGCACUGCAGCUGGCAGCUUUCCGUUUGGUACAGCGGGUGUGCAACACUCCUCGGUCACGCCGCAUUUUGGUACAGCAGCUUGCCAGUACUCGCCAGCAACCUCCGUCAGAUGGCCCUCUGGCACGGAUACUACAGCUCAAAGCGCUGCCUUCUUUCAAACCACUCGUCGAGGACUUUUUGCACAACAGGUUGGAGGGCGACAAAUGGCAGCAUGACCUGCGGGAAUCGUGGAGGGAGCAAACUUGGAAAACACUGGCGCGCGAACGUGCGCAACAUUUUGCCGGAGCCGAGAAGGGAGUCAACCGGAAGGCCACCUUGGCUUAUCUGCAGGACUUGACAGCAGCGGCGGACGCAUUACAGAUUCAACAGGACAGUGGCCAACAUGAGCUUGUACCCCCUUCUGAGGACCCCAGGGCCAAGCUGAAGGUGCUUCGAUUGUUACUGACUGCGGGCCUGAUGACGCCUGAGAGGGACCACCGGCACCGGAGGCGGAAGGGCAUCAUUCGGUGUGCCUGUGGCGGGCCGGCACCGACAAUCGAGCACAUCAGUUGGUACUGCAAAUGCUAUCACAGAGAACGUCGUGAAGCGCUACAAGUAGUACCCAAUUUUCGAGGGCUCCCUGUUUGUUUUCGUCUGUGUACGCUGGUCACCUCCAAUAUGAAGCUCUCUGAUGACAAAGUUCGUGCAGUGCAACGUUCAUUGGUUGCGGUCUGGCAGGCUCACAUAGCAGCCUUUGGGGACGGUGUACAAGAGCUUGCGGAGAUCAUCGCAGAGACGCCCAGUGGCCAACCCGCAGGGCAACAGCAGCCAGAUGCAGGCAGUACUGUGUCCAUGACGCUUACAAGGCAGCCAGCAGAUCGGAGAGGGCACGCGCUCAAGCUUAUCCCCUCAGGGGGCGUCUAUUGUCAGAAGUGUGGGAAGCAAACCAAGAACGUCAAGCAUCAGAGGUUGAAGAUCUUGAACAAAAAAUGUGCCUUUCCAGACCUCCCUGUUGAGGAGUGGUUGCAGGAGCCUGGUGCCUUGCGCUCUGCUUCCCGGCUACAGCAGGCCGAGCGAGAUCUCCACGAGCGUCUGAGCAAUGGCCACCGGUUAGUCUGGAACAGGAAGGUAGGGAAGCAGGCUGAUCGUGAAGACUACGGCAAGCUAUGGUGCUCAGUUUGUGGAAAGGAGUGGCCUUGGAAAGACAGGAGAGAUUACCAGAUAUGCUCACUGCCCGGCAAGGCAUUGGUUGAUGAGACUCAGGUGGUUGGUAGCGAGCUUCUACGAGCCUACUUCAAGCUUGGGCAGGUGUCGCAGUGCUCGUUCCUUCUCUCCACCGUGACAAACUCCAUGCAGAAGGAUGGUUUCAACCCUACUGACCUUCCCAAAGCCAUCUGCGUCACCUUCUAUUUCUUCUGGGGCAAGUACUUGGUCUUUGACCACAACUUGCAGGGAGCCGAUGAGAAGUUGACGUGGGCUUUCAACAACUGCCCGGAAAAGUGCGGCGCAGCAGCAGCAUCUACAAUUGAAACAACAGCGCCGGCCAUGCCUGCAGCUCAGCCCCUGCCUGCAGCUGGGCUUGUGCAGGCGGCCAGGAUUCUGGCGUCACACGUGGACCCGUCAACAGACGCUUCGGCUCUUGGUGUGGAGGAUCUGCUGCGAUUCCUUCACAUCACAAAGGAACAAUUGAAGCAGUUGAUUGAAGCCGAUGCAGAAACCGCAGAUGAGGUCAUGCGCCUGGGCGUGUUCACAUGGAGGCCGGGUUCAAGUGGCGACGGUCCGCUCACUGUAGCUAUGGGCGUUGGUCCCGGCGACCCAGGCAGCAUCGUUGUCAAAGCACGGCCAGAGAGGCUGCAUUCCAGGUUGCUGCGCCAUGUCGGGUGCCAAGAACAGGCGAUGGAAGUGGAGCACAUGUCCAACGAGCUCCCACGCUGGCAAGAUGUGAACACUGAGUUGUUACUAGAAUACGCGGAAGAUUUUCGUGACAUGGCGGUGAAGCGCUGCGCAAAGCUACAACAGCUGUCGCAGCGCCUUUCGGCCAAUCUAGUGGCCGGCCGCGGUGGAGGUUGA